CGGAAGCAAACAAUGCGCCAUCGAUUUUUUGAGGCUUGUGCAGUGGGCUUGGAGGGUUGAAGCACUGCCAGGUGCAAUGCCACCGGGACAUGCAUCGAUGAUCGAGCGACCACACCAGAAUUCGAACAUUGCGUGCAGGCGCCGCAUGAGGAAAGGAUUCGAUUCUUUCAAGCAGAACUGCUGAGCAGCCACUUUCUCAAACUGAAACUGUUUCUUGCCCUUUUCUCAGGUCGGACCAUGACAAAGCCCACCCAUCAUGUGGCGACGCUCUCGCCGUGGAAGACGUUGCUUCUGGGAGGUCUUCUUGGAUACCUCGUAGCGGUUUUCGUCCACUCCUCGGGGCAUGAGGAUUCCCAGUCUCGUGGACGAUUGACGGAGUCAAAAGAACUCCUCUUGGAAGAAGCUUCCUCUGUCUCGUCGGAGAGCCAUCAUGAGGAGACACAAGAGGCUACUGCGUUGGAUACAACUGUGACGGUGAUUGUCUUGUUCUUGAUCAGUUUGACCAUAAUGUUUGAAACAGUCAAGGAGACCAUUGAGGAAGCUGUUGAUCGGGUGAUGGAACCUGUGAUCGAAGGUCUGUUUGGUGAAUUAACUGUCCUCGGCUUUCUUUCAGUUUGUACAUUUUUUGUGACCAAGCUUGGAUGGUUCAACCAACUGUCCGAGAAAAUAUUUGGAGAGGAAGAAAAAGAAGAGUUGCUUGAAGUAUUUGAGAUGGUCCACUACAUGGUUUUCUUUGUCAUGGUGUUCUUUGUCAUCAAUGUACUGGUUCUUGUGCGAGGUGCAACUGCCAUGAAACGGACUUGGUGGAUCUACAACAGAGCUUGCCGGGAUGACAAGUACAUGGCCGAGAUGAAUGCCAUCUUGGCAUUACAUACUGCAGCCGAAGAAGAAACCACCUACCUCAGAUACCUCUGCCAAGAACUGCUUCCAUUUCGCUCAUCAAAAAGAUCGCUUCGGUCCGAGCUGGGAUUAUUCCGUGGUCUCAGGCAUGAAUUUGUGGUGGAAAGAAGCCUGGAUCCACCCUUCCUCCCUCAUGAUCAGAACUGUGUCCCCGAUGAGUUUGACUUUGGCAGAUACCUGAGCAUUUGUCUGUGCCAUGAGCUGGGACAUAUUGUCCACCUAAAAAUCCCAACAUGGAUCUUCUUGGGUGGUGUCACAGCUGUGUUUUAUGUGAUUGCACUGUUUGUGGAGAAUCGACUGGAGUCAUUUGUCUGGAUAUGGGUUUGCACAGGCUGGCUCUUCUUUCUGCUGGGCUCCUACUUUGAUUUUCACUUGUUCAAGAUCUUGGAAGGAAUGGCAGCCAAGCUUGGUGACAUUGGAGAACUCCAUGAUGGGGAGCGGGUUUCCUUGAUGCCCAGGUCUCCUUCCUUGCCGUAUUGGACCCGCAUUGACUUGGAGGAAUACAUACGGACUGGGCGUGGGUUGCUCGCUCGCCUCUUCCUUCCCACCAAUUCGAAAGUCACAAGACAGGAUGUCCUUUAUUGGAUGGAACGGAAAGGCCCAAAACUUUACAUGAUCAUCUUCCAGGUUCAGAUGGUAUUCACAGCUGCCUAUGUGUCACUAUUGGUGCUGAUCAUGUUUCCAUACAUGUUUGUUGAAACUGAGCAGUCAUUGCCUGAGAGAAUGGCCUUCUUGGUCCUAUCCAUCCUGCCCGUUUGCCUCCUCCUGGGCAAGUAUCAAAUGGCGGCUGCCAACCUCACAAUGGCCUGUAGCAUUGGAGAACACCGGCGCCCAGGCGUGAUUUCCCAAGUCAUUCGUGAAGAAAAAGUGUCUCAAAUUAUUCGAGCAAUGGUCACUAUGCUAAGGCUUCAACAAUUUGCCUCUGAAGGUGUUGGUUUUCAUGAUUCAGCAGAAAACAACAAGGACUCACCAGACAGUACCGUUGUGACAGCACCACCGGACUCUUGUUUGGAUUUGGAAGAGGUUGGAAUACAAUUUGAGGCGCCAAUCCAAAUGGGUGAUGAAUCAAACAGGACUGCUGGAGGAAUUAGCACUAGCACUGGCAGAAGAAGAUCCAGUAUGUUCUCCUCUGUGGAAAUGGACGAAAUUGGACAAACAUUUGAUGCCAUUGAUGUUUCCAGGAGUGGACUCAUUGAAACCUCAGAUUUUGGUGCUGUUUUGAAGGGACUUGGAGUGGCUGCCACUGAGGAAAGCCUGAAAGCCAUGACUGCCAUCUUGGAUGAAAAUGGAGAUGGAAGCAUUUGUCGAUACGAGUUUACUCAAUUCUACAAGAACUAUGUCCGCGUAGAACUAGACCACGAAGAGCUCAAGCAACUUGCCAAGGAUAUGUUCCAUCUCAUUGACGCUGACGGCAAUGGCCAGAUCACCUUGGGUGAAUUCAAAGAUGUGGUGGACCAUUUCAAUGUGGGGUUCACAGUGGAUGACAUUGGAGAUUUGGUGAAUGAACUGGAUGAAGAGGACAAUGGUAUGGUUGGUGAGCAUGAGUUCUUGAAACUGCUCGAGAAGCACCGCCUCUUAUUUGAACACGUAGAACUGCCCAAACUGGAGUAAGUUGAGACCAAGCCAACUACUGCACCUAGUUGCCACCUACCGGUAGCUAGUAGCCAGACCCUGCGAUUAGACUUGUCCGUGCUUGGAGCACUGACCGGCAGCAUCCUGAGCUGCACACCCAAAGCAAACUUUAGCAACCCAACCGUAUGGAAGUGCAUACACUAAUGCUAGCUAGCUAGCUAGCUAGAAAAGCCAUUUCGCUUUGUGAAACAGUGUGAUCACACUUGUGAGAGGCCUGCGCUUGUGUGCACCAAGCGGCAUGAUUCGAUUCGAUGCAAAGAGAGGGAUGGCGGAGCCUUUUGUUUCUGGCCCGCCUCCGGUUCAGACAACGAAAGGAGUGGAAAUAGAAAAAAUCAUUUUGCUUUGAAAUUUCACGGAUCUUUCUUCCUUUUUUGCCAAAUCCUUGCCACGACAUGGCCACGGCAAAUGCAUGGCA
Seminavis robusta is the source of this 2947-nucleotide messenger RNA. NCBI's taxonomy places the organism in Eukaryota, Bacillariophyta, Bacillariophyceae, Naviculales, Naviculaceae. The record is from the annotation of a GenBank genome assembly.